GUCAGAAAAACUCGAAAAAUUGUCAUUGAAAUUUCAGAAUAUUUUAAAAGUUGUGUUUUUUAACUCAUUUCAAUUUAUCUUUUAUAGGAAAUGAUCACAGUCUAUUUUUUAUAAUUGAGAAAAAGAAACAUGGCCUUUUUAAUACUAUUAUAUAGUUUGAUGGCAAUUGGACCAUACUCAAUAAAUACCUCACCUGUACCACGACAACCCAGAAGUACUUUAUAUAAUGCUAUAAAUAAUUAUUGUUUGAAUGCCUCUGAACUUUUAACAAAUCAAAAAGAAAUAUUCGCAAAUUGUCAAAAUUUCGGGGAAAUUAAUCAAACGAUACCACUAACUAAGGACAAUGAACAACAAAUUUUAUGUUUAUUGUAUAGUAAUCGAAUAAUAUCUUACUGUCAAUCUAAACCAAAGCAGAUGGAAUAUCCAACUCUACCACAGGUAAUCAGUAAAGAGUAUGCACUGCCCGAUAUUUGUAAAAACAUAGUCGAAUAUUCAAUAAACAGCAUUAAAGAAUUUGCAUGUUAUCAUUUAUGUACUGGUUUAGCAGAUGGUAUUAAUCCAGAAUGUCUUUUUUCUCAUUAUUAUAAUAAUCUGCUCAAAAAUGCUACCCUCAAUUCAACCACUUCGACUGACAAAAUAACCAAGACUUCUGCGGGCAAUCCAGAAUACAUGGCUGUCCCUGCUAAUAAACCAGAUGCUUCUGAACAUGUAGAAGAAGCUGCUGUUUCUGUAGAUAAACAAGAAAAACCAAACCAAGUUAACAUUGUCCAUGGAGGUGAUUCUGAUACCAUUGACAGUAAUGUACAAGCUAAGGUACCAAAAGGUAAACAAACAGUUGUUGCUGGUGGUGGUACAUCUAAUGAUCUAACACAACCUGAAACAAAUGUUGGAACAGAACCUAAACCUAAUAAGUUAGAAGAACAUGGAAAACUCAAAGUUGAAGGCCAAUCAUCAGGCAACAAACCUCCAACUAAUGGUCAACCUCCAGGCAUUCAACAACCGAUACAAAAACCAAAUGCAGAUCAACCUAAAAGCCAGUCCGAACCUGAGAAACCUAACACGAACGAUGUCGAUACUUCUCAAAUCGAAAAUGUUCCAGUAGGAAGUCAGGAACAAGAAAAACCUAAACUCAAACAGUCCUUAGAAAAACCUGAACAAAAACAGUCCUUAGAAAAACCUGAACACAAACAGUCCUUAGAAAAACCUGGACAAAAACAGUCCUUAGAAAAACCUGAACACAAACAGUCCUUAGAAAAACCUCUUGAAUCUAAACCGUAUAUAAAAAAACAAGUAGAGAAGGUUCAAAGUACAAUAAUUGAUGGUCAUCCUGUACCAAGUGAAACAGUUGAUGAGCCGAAAGAAAAUGUAAAUCCACCGAAAAUAGAGAAUGGUGAUACUGAUAUUGAUGACGGGGAAGGGCAGCAUGGUGUUCCAGAUUUGGAAGAUUAUAAUGCAGGAGAUAACCUUGCAGAUGAUGGUAUUCCUCAGCAUACUGCUGAAGAAGCGAAAGAAAAGAUUUCCGAGAAGAAACCGGAUACGCUUCAAGGGAAUCCCAUCAGUACUGAUAAUAUCGACGAAAUUGAUGGAGAAUCAUACUUUCUGUCAUAUUUUAUGGUCGUAUGCGUCUUAGUUGUUUUGGGAUAUGUCGGGUAUCACAACAGAAUUAAGGUUAUGGCGCUCCUACUCGAAGGCAAAAGAAGCAGAAGGCCUUACAGAGGCAGAAGACCCAAUUCCGCCAAUUAUCACAAAUUAGAUAGCAAUUUGGAAGAAGCUAUUUCAUCGAACGUCACCAAAAACUCGAAUAACGUUAUUUAUUAAUUCAUGAAAAUUAUAUUUAUAUAUAUAAAAACAAUAUUUUCGUCAUUUUUCAUAUCAUUCGCGGUUGUUUUUAUGUAUUUAGAGGCAACGUGCCUUGCGCAAAUUAUUCUCCUUUCUUUCGAAUAAUACGAUUUAGCACGUUACAAUUUUGAAAUAAAUGGAUGGCAAACUUAUAAAGUGCGCAGGCGCUGUAUUUUAGAUAAAAUUUUAACUACUUUCAUUAUUAAACUGAUUUCCAUUAAUGUGCGAUAAAAAGUCGUAUAAAAAUUGACAGAUACGGCAUACAUAACCUUAAAGUGUGUGAAGCAUAACUACCUCUUGUCUUAGUCCGCAGUACGUUCACCUCUGCUACUUACCAUUCAACGUAAAAUUUACAUCAGGUCGACGGACUAAAAAAACGUCUCUUUAAAUUUGGCGGUCACUAUAACCGAUUUAGUGAUAUCGUAUUUAUUAAAUAAUCCUGCGAAAAUAAAUUAUGUGGUAAUUAGAAAACAUAACCUCGUUAUUUCGAUAUGUUACAUCCGGUGAACUCAUCAAUCGCCGGAAUAAUUCUGUCGAUCAAGCCUUGUUUCGUAUUUACUAUCAAAUGAUCUUACAAUUGCUCGGCAAAAGCAACAUCGUAAAAUCGACAAGACCAGGCGUCGUAAAGCAAAACUGUGGUAGACUCGUAAAAAUACAUCCAUUCACGAAGAUUUAAAUAUGUGGUAAUCAAGCAAAGCACGUACUGUUCGGUUUCCUGUCUCCCUCUCCUAUCUCAGUUUGAAGGUUCUUGAAUAUCUCAAGACUCUACAAACCCAAUUUGAUGACGUGGAAAACGCUUCUGGAAGUGAUGGUAGUGCGGUAGAUGUAUUGAAGAUUUGGAAUUAUAAAGCGUCUGAAUGCUGGCAUGAGCUCCCAACAGAAUCUUUUGGAUUCCGAUGGAGAAAGCGAUAGAUUUUGGAGGCGAGAUACGGAAUCGAAUUUUUGUUUAUAAGGACGUCACAGAUCGCAGUAGUAAAAGUUAAUUUUCAAAUGAAAUUCAGUGAAUUGUAUGAAAUGCACAAAGAGCAGUGCCGGCUCAUGGCCUCAUAAGAUGAGGCAAACUAUGAAAUGCUUUUUAUUUUGUUAGUUAUUAAACUAUACAGCAAGAACCUACGUGGGUUCUUUCUUAAAAAUAAAGUAUUUUCUUCCAUUUAUGUAAAAUGUCUUAAGAAUUCAUUUUUUACCAAAUUUAAGUCGAGCGAUAGACUGCGAUGAAUUUAUGUGCUAUUCUGCGAUAGAAAGAGAAUAAAAAAAAGGGAUUCAUACAGAAUGUUCUGUAAAGAUAUAUUUAUUUGAAAGAAAGAUAAUUUGUACCAGGCAUGUUUACCUCUGAACAUAGAACAUCAAAAUGUAAAAAUGUGUAAAUACAUCAGUACAUUUUUGAAAUAUUUUGUAUGUACAUAUUUUGUAAAAAUCGGCACAUUUUGAAAAAUCCGAAUUUCCAAUCUUUUUUUUUUUUCAUAUCUUCAACUGUCAUACUCUUCUCCGUUACUAUUAACAAAUACAAUUUAAAUAGUAAAUUUAUGUUCAUUGCAUUACUUUUGAUUUUAGCGCCCUCUAGCGGGAUACAAAUUACGUAUUAAAAAAUAUGACGCUUCAUUUGAGUGUCGCAGAGGAAGAGAAUGAUGUAUGACAGCUGACUUAUGACUGUCUUAUUAAAAAUCGGACUACUUUCGUUUUGUUUUCGGUAUCUCACACUAUAUAAUUCGAAAUAAUAAGGUAUGUUAAUAAUAAUUCGGAUUUUUUUAAUGUGCUUGUAAAAUAAAAAAUACGAGGUAUGUUCAAUACGAAUCCAUUCUUCUGUGGAUAUAAAAAUUUCCUCAAGAAUAUUAUCAAAAAUAAUUAGUUCAUACCUUGUAUUGUAAUAAACAUCAACAAAUUGAGCUUUAAACUUAUAAAAAUUCGCCGUAUUUAAGGUUUUUGGUUAAUUCUUCCUUGUGGGUACUUUUCUUUUUUUAUUUGCGGUAUAAAGACCGGAAUGAGGUAAAUUAGUACAGGAAUCAUUUUUUAUUUACUGAAAAUGUAAUAUCCUUCAUUUGUACCAAUAAUUUAUUUAAUCUCAGAUAUGUUAUGAACCGGAGCUGGGUAGAAGUGCCAAAAUGAUAUAUUUAAAUUUUGAUUGUGAAUAUUCAAUAGGAUAUUGUAAUUAAUAAACAGCAGCCAUGUGAACAAAAAAGUUAUGGCUGGGAGCAUUCAUCCCGCCUUUAUGCAAUUAUUUAUUCUUCAAGCAGGUAAUAGUUGUGCCAUUAACGAUUACUUCUAGCCUAGCAAAGAUAAAUCUGGCAACGCGAUGAUCAAGUCCCUUUUCGGUACAAAAACCCCGGUUGUGAAUAACCGGAACCUCCUGUAACCGGGUUAAUGAUAAAGGGGUUGUAAUAUUUCAAAAAAGCUUUAGAUAAAUAAAGUAUGGAAAAUAAUACGAAUAAUACAGAAUGUAGCUCAGUUUUAUCUGAAGUUAUACCGAUUUUAGUCGAUCAAAUAAACUUAUUUAUAUGAAAAAAGAGUGAAAAUAUUCUUAAGGUGUGGUGCUCUGGUUUUUCUAAUGUACUUUUAAAUGAUUCUGUUGAAAAUAAAAACAGGAAACAAUACAUUUAAAUAAACAACAUAGAAGUAUGCCUAGUUCACCUCACUUCGUAGCGAGUAGACUAUGAAGACUAGAGAUAAGGAGGAGAAUCGGCCUUGAUCAAAUUUCAAAUUUCCUUCCCUAUUUUUAUAGAGUUCCAAAAAACUACUGAAAAAUUUAGUGAAAAUAAUAAAAAUAAGCUGAAAUAAAGAACCUGACUACAAGUAACAUUGAGUAACAAAAAACGACAAAGCAGGAUUUGCUUCGUUCCGGGUUGCAAAACGGGAUAUAAAUCCGAUAUAAAAUUAAAGAAAUCACAAGGAGAUAGAAAUCCAAGUCUUUUUAAAGCUCCUCGUGUAAGUAAAAUAAUGUACAGUACAUGCUCGGUAACAUGAACACAAAAAAAUCCGUUCUGUUGAGCCCAUUUUAUUGCAACAUCUAGAGCCUUAACUGCUUCACAAUGUGCUACUCUUGUCUGGGAGGAUCUCACAAUCACUUCCUUCGGAUUCGUUGUCAUCGUUACACUCAUCUACUUGAUCACUGUCUUCAAUUGAAACUGUAUCUUUGUUCCAUUCCUCUACGUCUUGAGGAGUGUAUUCGACCUGUAAUUUUAAAAAUAAACAACAUUUACAUACAUUCGGAAAAACACUGUACAUAAGUUAAUCUAGGCAUUUGAAUUUAAACCUUACAGGCUCUAUUGCUUGAAGCAGGGCGAUUGUGUCCUCAAGAGCAAUGUCAACAACCCUAUUUUGAUUUAGUCUUUGUUGUAAAACAGAGAGUGGUAAGUCGUCUUCAUCCAGUUGUCCUUGAUCAGUUUCUGCACUGACGUUUACCAUAAUAUUAUGCCAACAUUUAGAGAUAACAUCAGGACUUAAUUUAUCCCAUGCAGCUGCUAAAUGUAUAAUUGCGUCCCUUAAUGUAAUUUUCUUAAGGGCGAUUCCGACUGGAUCGUCCCCAGCCACAAUGCAACUAAGUAAACUGUUUCUAUAAUAAAGUUUGGUGAGUCUGAGUACAUUUUGGUCCAUGGGUUGGAUCAGAGGCGAUACAUUUGGCGGCAUUAACAUCACAAAAAUAUUUCCAUCAUUAGUUAUCAAUUCUUCAGCCUGUGGAUGAGACGGUGCGUUGUCCAGAAGUAACAUCGCUUUUUCUGUAAGUUUUUGAAUUUUCAAAAACUCUUAACCUGAAAUCAACAGCUAGUCAGAUUGUGCACCUAUGUGAAUGGUAGUUCAAUCUUACGUCAGGAACAAACUGCUGGAAAAAUCAGUUUUUGAACAAUUCGCCUGUCAUCCAUGCAUUUUUUUUUCUCCAUUUAUCUUCAAUAAUCUUACUCCUUGACGUUGUUUGAAACGCUGCAGCCAACCAUCACUUGCUUUAAAACCACCAACAUUUAAACUUACACUCAAACUUAAGGCUUUUUGCCUGAUCAAGGCACUUGAAACUGGCAUAUUCCUCUCACGUUGAGCAAGAAACCAUCUAUAAACUCGCAUCUCCAAUUCCGGCAAUUCAGCCUUUUUUAAUGUGCAUUUUUGGGUUGGUUUUAAGGUAUUGCUAACCCUUUCAAGAAUUUAAUCUCUUUUGUUUUUAAUAAGACAAACUGUGGACCUAGCAAUGCCAUAUUUCUUCGCCAGUACGGUAACGUUCAAACCUUUAUUAGCGUCUUCUAAAAUUUGUGUUUUUUUCGAAAGAGACAAACAAUUCGAUUUUCCCUUCACUUUAACCAUUUCAAGUUCAAUGUUUCUCAACUAAAGUUCACUUUAAACCGUGCUUUAACCUGCUACUGUCGGUGGAAAACUGUGGAAUGACUGAAAUGAAAUAUCUACUACGUAAUAUGCAAUCCAGACAGGCUCAAACGAGUUUAUUUGUUGCGUUCAUAUAACCGAGAUUUUAAUUGUUCAUAUUACAGAGUAGCCUUAAUAAAAAAUAUUAUGUUCAUAUUACUGAGCUGUUCAUAACGGCGUGUGUUCAUAAUACCGCGCUUGUACUGUAUUUAUUUCUAAAUAAUAUAUAUUUAUUAUAAAAUAGUCACAAUCCGUACCUUAUACGGAGUGUAGUUUGUUUAAUUACAAAAUUCUAUAAUAAAGAAAAUACAAUCAUAAAUCCUGACUUACAAACGACAAUAAUUACACAUUAAAUUUAAUUACAAGAAAAGAAAAUUUGCUUUUUUUAUGUUUUUUGAUGUUAGAUGAAGAGUUACUAUUGUUAUUUUUCUUUGUUGAAACCCAAUUUAGUCAUUGCAAAUAUUUUUUAUAGGAUCCUAAAAGGUUAGAACAAUGGCAGCAUGCGAUUCCUAGGGCUGAUAAAGUACUGUCUAGUUAUGAUUCUGUUUGUGAGCUAAACUUUUUAGGAGAUGAUAUUUCAAAAUUUGAUGAGACUAUUUUAACUAAUGUAAUAAGAAAAGACGAAAACUACCAUUUAACCGAACUGAAUUUGUUAGAAUAAAAAAAAAGGAAGAAAAUACUAGAACUUAUUGCUGAAGAAAUUAUUCAUCAGGAUGAUGAAAUUGCAGUUGUUGAUGUAGGAGAUCAAAUUUUUGAACGUUUGAAAGAUAAUUUGAGUCUAAUUUGCACACCAAAUGAACAGUGGUCAGGUACAUAUAUUCCUGGAAAAAAUUAUGUAAUUUUUGUUGAAUGGGAUAAAACAUACACUCCAACUAAAAAAAUUGUGAUACACCAGUAUAUGUCUUUUAAGGUAGGUUAUUUAAAAUUUAUUUUACAUAAGAACAAUAAAAUAUGCACCAAAGUACUACCUGUCUCUUUUAGAUUCUAUUUCGAAAAACUAAAAUUUUCCUACCAGAUAAAGUUAUGGACACUUUUAGAGAUAAUUUAAACAUAAUUGCCUGAAACUACCACAGUAAAAGUUUUGUUUUAAUCAUAUACAUACCAAAAUUAAGCUUAUAUAUUAUUUUUGCCUAUACUAUAGCAGUAGUUUUUCUUAAAUCACGUUAAGUAUGUAAUAAUUAAUUUAAUUUUUACAUAUGCAUUUUCUCCAGAAAUGGACAGUCGUUUUUUCAUAAAUCCUAAUUUGGACACUUGUAGAACCAUUAAUGGACAUUUUUUUUAUUUUAUUACUAUUCUGUUUAAAACAUGAUAAAUUGAUAUUUAUGAUUCAAAAAAUAAUUAGGAAUCUAUAAAAGAAUAAAAUAAAGAAUAAACACAUGAACGUAUACAAAAUAAUAUAAUUAUCGAUUUAAAUUUAAAACAAGAAAAUAAUAUCUUGGUAAAUAAAUAAAAUGAGAUAAAUGACUUAUAAUUAAUAUUCUUCUUCGUCCUCACUGAUGCUUUCAUGUUCAUCACUAGUAUCAAUAUUGAUACCUCAUUUUUCGCAUACAAACUGUUCGUCCUCUUCAGAAUCUGCGUAAGUAUUUCCAAGGCUAUUCAUAUACUUAAGAGGAACACAAAUUGUAUGAACCUUAUUUGGGCAGCUAAUAAAUGAAAGCCAUUUAGCUUUUCUCUCUAAUACAUGCUGGUCCUUCCAUGCUGUUUGGCACUUAUAACAUUUCCAGUUUAACGUUAGGAGUCUAAAAUAUUUACCUUUUGUUUGAGUUUUCUUUUUUACGCCUUUUGGUUUUUUGACUUGUAAUUUUUUUCUUUUUGUUUUUCUUCUCUUGCUCUUUUCCGGCUUUCUUUUUCUUGUUCUUUUUCUAAUUUAAGUGCUUCUUUCUUUUGUUGUUCAUGUAACCAAAAAACAGAUGUUAUAACUGAACGUGGUUUUUCCCUAAUUUUUUUUCUGAGGCAUUUGUGCAUCCUCGGGCCAAAAAAGAUAGUUUUUAAAUGGAGAUUUACCAGUGUACUGUGUUCCGUUAACGACAAUUUCUUGGCAAUGUGGUUGAAAAUAAGCAUUACUUAUAGAAGGAUUAAUUGUUUUUGAAGGCUUUGCAUUAUCGGGAGUUUGUUGGUUUUUCUUUUCAAAUGUUAUGGCAGCAUGAACUUGAUAUUCUUCUGGGGUUAUGUGGUUUUUAUCCGACUCAGCUAUAACAUGUAAAUCCUCAAUUACUUCUUGCCAGAUUUCCUGUGAAACUUCUUCAGAGGGUUUAGUAACUUCUUGAGGAACGUGUUCUUCAUUUUGGGUGUCUUUGUGGGUGUUAUCGUCGAUUUCUAAUGAGAACUUUAAAGAUGUAUUUAUGUCAAUUAUAUUACCAUUUUUCUCUGAGACGCUAGCACUAUUCAGUUUUUGAAUUCUUUUCCAGGUAUUAAACAAGUCUUUUGUUGACUCAGGUCCACUCCAUUCGUCUUCUAAAAUGUGUUCUUUCAUGAUUUGAAGUACAUUUGCUGAAAUAUUAGCUUCCAAAACCUUUAAGCAGUUUUGAAUGUCAUCAUUCAUCACGUUAUCUUGCUUAUUGGUAUCGUCUGCUUCUUUUGUGUGUUGUUUGUGUAAUAUUUUGGAGUAAUCUACGUUGUUUGCAUCAAAGGGAUAAAGGCCACAAACUCGAAACCCAUUUUUAAUCGUAUCCGGAGACAUGGCAUCUUUUAAAAUAGUUUCCAGUAGUUUGGCAACAUGAUGUCUCAUCAAUUGCUGGUUUUCAUUUUCAGUGAGCCAUUUUCUUACAUGAAUUUUCCAUUUACUUUUUAGUGGAUAAAAGACCGCCACAUCGAGAGGCUGCAUUACAUGGGUAGCAUUUGGAAAAAAUGCUACUAAAAUAAUUUCUUUUUCACGCAAAAACAUACUGAGGUGUAGAGUCAAAUGGGACUUGUGUCCGUCGACAAAAAAAAUUACAGGGCGUUCGAUGUUAUAAGACUUCGCCAGUCAUCCAUCCUGAUUCCGAUUUUCCUAAGCCCCAACCUUUGGGAAAAUGUUUGGCAAUUUCUGAAGGCGUUCUCUUGUAUGGAUAAACUACCAUAAGAGGCGCCAUGUUUCCGGAUGCUGCAACUGUAAUCAAUACUGUGAGGUUCUCUUUUUCUAAAGUUUUUGAAACAUCGUAUAUAUUUUUAAUUCCCUUUGGGACCAAAACUUUGCCAGUUUUAGGGCAUAAGGAAAUUGCUGUCUCAUCAGCAUUAAAAAUGCGAUCUCCAUUUUCUAAAAUAUGAUAGUAAUCAUUUUCCUUUAAGUAACUGGAAACUUCUUUAAACCAGUUACGUAUAUCGCCUUCAGUAAGCUUUCCACGGUAGCCUGUUAGCUUUUCAGGUGUUUUUAGGGAAAUAUUUGGAUGCCUCAUUAAAAAUGACUUAACCAUUUUUUCCCUGGAUACCGUCAGAAAAUGGAUUCUUACGGCCUAACUCUUUUAUAAGUUUUGUUACGGUAUCAGUUAAACACUGUUUUGUCACGGGAAAGCCGGCCCUUGCAAUAUCAACAAUCCACGUUACAAUACGGCCUUCCUCCUCAGUUGAUAAAAUCGUUGGAGGUCCCAUAUUGCAAAUUUCUGGACUGAUGCCUUUUACUUUAUUUCGCAAAGUUAUGCGUGGAACACCGAAUCUUUUACUUGCGGUUGCAAUGGGAAUGCCUGCCUUUGCUGCGGCUAAUGCUUCUGCCAUAUUUUCAAUGGUAUAUUUCCUAAAUUUCUUUUUAUCCAAUAUGUUGAAAUCUGAAAAAAUUAAUGAACCAAUCGUGGACAUACCCAAUUAUCCCUAAAUGGACAUUAUGUCCAACACUGGAUUUCUUUUUAACAAUUUACUGUUAUUUAUAUUAAUCAACAACAUUUUUUAUAGUCAUUUAAACUAAACUAAAAUCAACUGAAAGACAUUUUUUUCCUUAAAUGGACAAUAAUUAAAAUUAACAGUAACUGUGCUUUAGUUAGCAAUAAACAAUUUGAUUUUUAUUAUUUUCAUAAAAUUUUGUAAAAUCCCUAACUAAAUAUUUUCAUUUAAACCGUGUCUUCGGUCCUAUUUAGCUUUAAUUAAAAAAUAAUUAGCCCUACCCAUCAAAUUUCAACAAUAAUUUGCAUUUAACUUAGAAAUGAAUAAUAAAUAAUGUAUAAAUUAAAAUAUGUUAAGACUUAUUUAGAAAUAAAUACAACAGUAUUUUCUGUACUUUAUUUGGCAAUAAACAAGUUUAUUUUUAUUAAUUUGACAAAAUUAUGUAAAAUUCCCAUAAGAAUCCAUGUAUUUUGAACUACGUUAGCAGUACUAGCGCCCUUGCGGUGAAUUAAAAAAGCUCAAAUAGCGUGCGUUGUUUGGAACCGUAUUUUGAGUAUGCCGAUUCGCCUUCUUAUCUCUAGUCUUCAUAGAGUAGACUGAAAGCUUUUACUUGCUGCGAUGUAGCCAUGGUUUGUUCAUGACUAGAAGUAGUGGGUAAUGGUUGUGCACACACUGGAUAAUUAAGAAAUAAACAAACUUUUUAAAGUAUUAAAAAACUAGAGAAGCUAGAACAACAUUGAAAUAAUUUUUUGCAUUUUUAAAAAGAAAUUAUAAAGCCUAAAAAAAUGUUGGAAGAUGAAUGGUCCAUUUUUAAUCCUAAAGUGAAAACUAAGAAACUAGAAAAACAUUUAUAAUACUUUUUGCAAAAUCACUUUGAAUAAUGAUAUAAAAUACAGAGUGGUCAAUUAAAAAAAUAGAAAAUUGUUUUCUUGCAGUUUUUAAAAAUGCGUAUUAUUUAACUUGUUUUGUUCUUCCUGAUGAAGGCUUGAAAGCGGAAAGCGCUAGAAGAAUUUUAAUUUGCAAAGGUUAAAUUAAUAUAAUUCCAUCAGAUGAAAAUGAUUUCAUACCAGUUACCCAGCUCCGUUUAAAAUGUGAUGAAAACUUGAUUUAUUUAAACUAGUUAGAACGAGAAGUGGUAGAAAGCAAUUUAAGAGAUCAAAACGGUACAUCUUAAAUCAUGUUAUAAAAAAAAUGACCAAGAAUUAGAUUGUGAAUUAUCGUUAUUAUAUUUCAAUGUUUGGAUUAUAUGUAUUGUAUAUUUCUGUUUAUUAUUCAAAUUAAAGUCGGAGAUGUGCCUCAUUAGUUUAUUAUUAUUAUUUAUUUGUGAUAUAAUAAGUUUAGUUAGGUUUCGUUGGUACCUACAGCUUUGUUCGGAUAACAUUUUUUGUAAGAAAGUUUCUUAAAUUAAUAAAAAUUUUAUACUUCGAC
Psylliodes chrysocephalus is the source of this 11400-nucleotide messenger RNA. The record is from the annotation of a GenBank genome assembly. NCBI's taxonomy places the organism in Eukaryota, Metazoa, Arthropoda, Insecta, Coleoptera, Chrysomelidae.